This is a messenger RNA of Kwoniella shivajii, 459 nucleotides long. RefSeq lists its product as uncharacterized. The coding region runs from base 1 to 459 and encodes 152 amino acids. The transcript has 3 exons. The record is from RefSeq and is a predicted model, not a curated record. NCBI's taxonomy places the organism in Eukaryota, Fungi, Basidiomycota, Tremellomycetes, Tremellales, Cryptococcaceae.
AUGAGUUCGCAGAAAGCAACGAUGAGGUAUAUGAUGCAGAAAGGCGUUGAUGGACAUGUGUCCAACCUCAUCCCGAUAAUUGUCGACACAGGGGGCAGCCCUAGAUUACCUGCUUCAAGCGGUAGGACUCCAGCUGCAGUAGACCUCCAAGACUUGGAACUUGCCCGCCGAGUAGUGAUGUUCUCCUCGCCUCCGAUCAAUCCAACUCGAACGACUCUCAGAGGGAAUGAGCGACCCCUAGGUGUUUUCACAGGUCCACCUUCAUAUGAUGACCCAAAACAAGCUUCUGCAUUAACAGGAUCAGGACAAUGGCUUGAGAGUCAAUGUUCAAGGGAAAGAUAUCGUACUGACGUAACUUUGGUUGCAACUAAACCUAUCAACUUAACAUGCGUCGAUCUCGCCACCGGAUCGCCGAGAAAAUCAUUGAAGGCAUUCGCUGUCACUAUUGUUAAUCCAUGA